Vicia faba (fava bean) is the source of this 606-nucleotide messenger RNA. NCBI's taxonomy places the organism in Eukaryota, Viridiplantae, Streptophyta, Magnoliopsida, Fabales, Fabaceae. The record is from the annotation of a GenBank genome assembly.
AUGGGGUGCUGUAGAAAUUCCAUCUCCUCCGUAAAUGCCGUCACUUCGAUUGCGCCUUCGCCGAUUAUAUCCGAUAGUUUUCUGUUUAUUGAUGAGGACGGUACCGGUGUAACCAGCUCCGGCGAUUUCCGCCGCUCACCACCGUUAGAACGAAGAUCGUUGGCCGCCGUCUUUCACGCGUUGCUCCGUCUCAGUUUUCACUUCAACAUCACCUCACCGUCGCGGAUCAUUCCGAUUCCAUCUUCGCCCGCCGCUACCCCCCUCUUCCGUCAUCGCCGCUUCAAUCGGCCUUCAUCUUCCGCUCCAGCGAUCUCCGAUUCCAUCUCCUCCGUAAAUGCCGUCACUUCGAUUGCGCCUUCGCCGAUUAUAUCCGAUAGUUUUCCGUUUUUUGAUGAGGACGGUACCAGUGUAACCAGCUCCGGCGAUUUCCGCCGCUCACCACCGUUAGAACGAAGACCGUUGGCCGACGUCUUUCACGCGUUGCUCCGUCUUAGUUUUCACUUCAACAUCACCUCACCGUCGCGGAUCAUUCCGAUUCCAUCUUCGCCAAGUGAGGUGCAGAGAGAUGAAAAUGGCGAUGGAGAAGUUGUUCUGGAUGCAGAUUGA